Molecule: messenger RNA, 600 nt
Organism: Vespa mandarinia (Asian giant hornet)
Lineage: Eukaryota; Metazoa; Arthropoda; Insecta; Hymenoptera; Vespidae
Product: COMM domain-containing protein 2-like
Source: RefSeq, a predicted model, not a curated record
AUGUUGCUGACAUUGAGACCAGAUCAUAAGAAACAUGUGCUAUUUCUUAUAGAGCAAACACCUCAAGUGUUACAGGAUUUUUGCAAACUUGCUUUAGAUUAUUUACAAAAAGGUCCUAACAUGAAAUUGUACUAUGCGGCUGCCCAAAAACUUGAGGUAGAAGUGGAUGUUAUAAAAAAUUCAGUAGAAGGUCUUAUCAACUUAUUAUUAGAAAGUUGUAAUCAUAAGUUAAGUAACGAAGACUUUCGAGAUUCUAUUAUAGCAUUAGGUUUUUCUGAAGAAAAUGAAGCAAUUUUAAGUAAGCUGUAUAUUACAAAGAACAAAGAGAUAUCUAAUAUUUUAUCAGCUACUGGUUUUAAAAUACCAGAAUACCAUGAUCUUGAGUGGCGUUUUGAAGUACAGACUGCUUCAAGAACCCUGUUAAAACAAGUUUCGCCAUUGAUUACGUUAGAUUUAACAUUGAAAAAUAAUGAAAACAUGGAACAUAUUCUACUCCAAACAGAUCCUGUCAAUUUACUACAUAUGGCUCAAGAAUUAGAAGAAGCUUUGAAAGAGGGUUAUAGUCAACACACACGUCAAGUUUCUAGAGUAGCAAAAUAA